AUGAGGAUGGACACAAAUAAUUUCACAGUAUAUUUGGUGACUGUUGCCUUCCUGAUUCACGUGACCUUGCAAGGAGAACACCAGCGGCGUCUUUAUAAGGACCUCAUGCAGAACUAUAACCCUUUAGAGAGACCUGUGUACAACGACUCUCAGUCGCUGACUGUCCACUUUAGUUUCAGCCUUAUGCAGAUCAUGGAUGUGGAUGAGAAGAAUCAGGUUUUAACAACCAACAUCUGGUUACAGCUGUACUGGGUGGACUAUUAUCUGCGAUGGAACAUGAGCGAGUACCCUGGAGUGUCCAGUGUAAGGUUUCCUGCUGAUCAGAUCUGGACUCCUGACAUUCUCCUCUAUAACAGUGCUGAUGAGAGGUUUGAUGCUACUUUUCAUACCAGUGUGCUGGUCAACUCAUCUGGCUACUGCGGAUAUCUACCCCCAGGAAUUUUUAAGAGCACCUGCUACAUUGAUGUGCGCUGGUUCCCCUUUGAUGUUCAACGGUGUGCUCUGAAGUUUGGAUCUUGGACAUAUGGAGGCUGGUCUCUGGAUCUGCAGAUGCUGGAAGCCGAUAUCACAGGUUACAUCGCCAAUGGAGAGUGGGAUCUAGUGGAGGUUCCUGGACGGAGGAACGAAAAGUUCUAUGACUGCUGUAAAGAGCCGUACCCCGACAUUACCUUUACACUGGUGAUGAGGAGGAGAACACUCUACUAUGUCCUGAACCUGCUCAUCCCCUGUGUGCUCAUCUCUAUCCUCGCACUACUAGUGUUCCUGUUGCCUGCUGACUCCGGGGAAAAGAUCUCUUUGGGAAUCACUGUAUUGUUGUCACUGACUGUCUUCAUGCUUCUGGUGGCUGAAAUCAUGCCAGCAACGUCAGAUUCAGUGCCUUUGAUUGCUCAGUAUUUUGUCACCACUAUGGUGAUUGUUGGGCUGUCAGUCAUUGCUACAGUGCCUGUGUUACAGUAUCAUUACCAUGAUCCAGAGGGUGGCAAGAUGCCAAAGUGGAUGCGUGUGGUGCUGCUAAACUGGUGUGCCUGGUUCCUGCGUAUGCAACACCCAGGUAAGCAUCAGGUCCGCUCAGCCUGCCACAACAAACCUCUUCACAGAGGCAGUGUGUCCAGUGUUGAGCUGUGUGUUGACCAGAGGACAAUGAAGACCUCGAACACCAACACACACUACGUCGAUUUCGGGGGCACAGACGAAGUUCGCUGCUCCAGCUCAGCUGAGUCGGGACUGAUUUGUGGUCGCUUUACACAAGCCAAUGAAGAGGAGGUAUUGCUGUCAGGGGCCACAUUGGCACCAUUAGGAGCCAGGGUCAGAGACGGGCACACCAGAGGUAUUGUAGAAGGGCAUGGAGUGACUGAUUUAGCAAAGAUUUUAGAGGAAGUGAGGUAUAUCACAAGGAGAUUUCAAAACCGAGAUGAAGAUGAAAGCAUGCGCAGUGAGUGGAAGUUCGCAGCAGCAGUUAUCGAUCGUAUGUGUCUAAUGGCGUUCUCGUUCUUCACAAUACUCUGCACUUUUGGCAUUCUUAUGUCCGCUCCUAACUUUGUGGAGGCGAUCUCGAAAGACUUCAGUUAGUAGAAAGAGCCAUAUACACUCAUACACUCAGACUUAUUUUGAGUUUUUCUUAUACACGCACUACUACGGUUUUGUAAAACACCGUUACUAACACAAUACUAACAGGAGCAGUCAGUGAAAGUGUUUUUUUUGUGACUAGUGGGUUUAUACAUACAGGUGAAAAACAUGCAGGUUCAAAUGCAGUAUUUUUCAAAAUAAUCUCUAGUACCACAUCUGUGCAUAUGUACCACAUGCUGCAAAUGUCC
Molecule: messenger RNA, 1814 nt
Organism: Neoarius graeffei (lesser salmon catfish)
Lineage: Eukaryota; Metazoa; Chordata; Actinopteri; Siluriformes; Ariidae
Product: neuronal acetylcholine receptor subunit alpha-7
Exons: 10
Coding region: 1-1569 (522 amino acids)
Biological process (GO): monoatomic ion transmembrane transport; chemical synaptic transmission; signal transduction
Cellular component (GO): neuron projection; postsynaptic membrane; synapse
Molecular function (GO): acetylcholine-gated monoatomic cation-selective channel activity; transmembrane signaling receptor activity
Source: RefSeq, a predicted model, not a curated record